Molecule: messenger RNA, 603 nt
Organism: Pneumocystis jirovecii RU7
Lineage: Eukaryota; Fungi; Ascomycota; Pneumocystomycetes; Pneumocystales; Pneumocystaceae
Product: polyphosphatase DDP1
Exons: 4
Coding region: 1-603 (200 amino acids)
Biological process (GO): diadenosine pentaphosphate catabolic process; diphosphoinositol polyphosphate metabolic process; diadenosine hexaphosphate catabolic process
Cellular component (GO): cytoplasm; nucleus
Molecular function (GO): bis(5'-adenosyl)-hexaphosphatase activity; bis(5'-adenosyl)-pentaphosphatase activity; endopolyphosphatase activity
Source: RefSeq, a predicted model, not a curated record
AUGCCUGAUUUUCAGGGAGAACGAUGUGACAUUACACCUAUCGUCACACCUGUACAGCGAUCCAUGGUUUCUCGCACUGAUCGCACUAAGGAGCGAUAUGAUGAAACAGGCGCAAGAUUAGUUGCGGGUAUUGUUCCUCUUUCAUCUACUAAGACGCAUCCUGGAUUUCCUGAAAGAAAAUAUAUUUUAUGCAUCAGUUCAACCAACAACAAACAAUCAUGGGUUUUGCCAAAAGGUGGAUGGGAGAUCGAUGAGCUAAUUGAGGAGGCAGCACUUCGAGAAGCAUGGGAAGAAGCUGGUAUUGUUGGUAAAAUUACGUGCUCUCUUGGAAUGAUGCACGACCCGCGUCCAGCAAAGACAUUUCAACGAGCAGUUAAAUAUGUGAUGCAGGAAGAUCAUCCAUAUGUGUUUCAUAAUUCAUGCAUUCCUCCUCGUGCAAUUUUUCAAUACUUUGAACUUGAUGUAGAGCGUCUUGAAGACGAAUAUCCUGAAAUGAACAAACGUAUACGUAAAUGGAUGACUUAUUCAGAAGCAAAAGAAGCCCUUGCGUGGCGACUAGAAAUGGUUGAAGCAUUAGAACGAAGUUCAAUCCUUAAGGUUUGA